AUGGGGCUGUGCAGCCAGAGUCAGGCCAACUCGAGUCGCGACGGCGGCAACACCAUCUCGCUGAGUGAGGAGCUGAGUCACUGCGGCGCCAAAGGUGUAGUGGUGACAACAGACCUCAUCACUGGCACAAUGGUUGAGAGCCUUUCAAAGCUGACUGUGAUUACAGAAAGCGAUGUUGAUACCGGAAGACUGCUGAAGUAUGGUGUACACAGUCUGGUUUCCGUCGAGCUGCGCAACUGA
This is a messenger RNA of Diaporthe amygdali, 240 nucleotides long. RefSeq names its product polyketide synthase 37. NCBI's taxonomy places the organism in Eukaryota, Fungi, Ascomycota, Sordariomycetes, Diaporthales, Diaporthaceae. The transcript has 2 exons. The record is from RefSeq and is a predicted model, not a curated record. The coding region runs from base 1 to 240 and encodes 79 amino acids.